Chlamydomonas reinhardtii is the source of this 979-nucleotide messenger RNA. RefSeq lists its product as uncharacterized. The coding region runs from base 156 to 488 and encodes 110 amino acids. The transcript has 2 exons. The record is from RefSeq and is a predicted model, not a curated record. Lineage: Eukaryota; Viridiplantae; Chlorophyta; Chlorophyceae; Chlamydomonadales; Chlamydomonadaceae.
GUGUGCAUGCAAGCCAGCUGUUCGCUGCGGUGCCACGUUCAGCAUGGCGCGCGCGAGCCAGCACGAAGAAGACUGGAUCUAAUCCUACCCAGACGCCCCUGUUAUUCGCGCCUCUGCGCCUGCUUGCAUCCCCCAAGCCCUGGAAGCGCUCACCCAUGGUGUUCAAAGUAAGCCUGACCGGCUCCAUGAAUACUCUGCCGGCGGACACGCAGCAGCGCCUGGCGGACGCGUAUUGGGCUCUCUCAGAGGAGCGAACCAUCCGCAUUCGGGCCGAGGUGCGGUCGACGGAGCUGGAGGAGCAGCGGCGGCGCUAUGAGCAGGAAGCGCGUGAUGAGCGUGAGCGGGCGGUGGAGGCGCGUGUGGCUGAGGCUGUGAUGAAGAGGCAGCUGGCGGAGAUGGAGAAGAAGAUGAAGGUAGGGCUGAGCAGGGGCACUGAGAAGCCGGUGUAUGGAGGCGCAGUAGCGCUGCGGCGCUUUGGGAGGGCAUGAAUACAAUGAUGUACUGGUGAUGAGCGUUGCUGUAGCCAUCCGGUGAGCUCGACAAACCGACCUACGCAUUCAACGCAUCAACGCAGGGACCGCUGGUGCGGCACUAAAGAAUAGUAUAAUGUAGGUUCUAGGACAGCUCCGACUAACCUCCAACUAAUUCGUGUACGGCACCCCAACCCCCCUCAGCCGUACGGGAGUCCGUGUGAGAGUCAGCAGCUGCACGAGGGGGAGCGGGUAGUUGUAUGGCGGCCCGGAUCAGAAGCUACCUAGCUGCAGUGACGCACAGGGGUCGUUGUAUGGCGCUGGCUGCUGGUCGGCAGGCACGCAAGUGGGAGUGUGUAGUUGAAUGCGCGUGCGUGUGGGAAGUUGCGACAGAGUACGGCGGAGCUCGGCGGAGGCUGGCGAUUGGUGCGCUGCGCGAGUGGGAGUGCAUAGCCGUGCGCGCGCCGUUCGGGAAGCUGCGUGUGAGCUGCGUGUAAACUCAGAGAGAU